Messenger RNA from Ananas comosus (pineapple), 765 nucleotides. RefSeq lists its product as uncharacterized. The transcript has 3 exons. Gene Ontology annotation, molecular function: nucleic acid binding. Lineage: Eukaryota; Viridiplantae; Streptophyta; Magnoliopsida; Poales; Bromeliaceae. Gene Ontology annotation, cellular component: nucleus; cytoplasm. The record is from RefSeq and is a predicted model, not a curated record. The coding region runs from base 1 to 765 and encodes 254 amino acids.
AUGUUGGCGACGUGCCGGCUGACCCUGGUGAGCAACGAUAGGACCUUGGCCGUGGUGACCUUCGCCGAUGGCCACCGCAUCUACACGACCGUCACCAACUCCGCCAUCAUCAUCGCCAACUGGAUCAAUGAAACCGUCCAAGACUGCACCAACGGCGGCCGCUACAUCGUCAGCCUGGAGGUCGCCUGCCAGCGGAACUGCAACAUCGUCCUUGUCCAGUUCAUCGUCCGCGACCACUGCCUCAUCUACCAGCUGCUGCACCACGGCAAAGCCCACCCCCCUCGCGAGUUCUACGAGUUUCUUAUCGACACCUACGUCGACGAAUUUGAGAUCGAGAAGUUUGAUCGCUUCAGCAGUUUCGCCCUACGACAAGUUGUCUUUCUGAUGCAACAGAAGUUGCAAAAGCCUAUUUUUGCACCCGAUGAACUAGAUCUUCUCGGUUUUAGUUCUACCCACGCCCGGUUCUGCUUCAUUGGGGCCGGCGUGGAGGUGGUCGCUUAUGGGCUGCAGAGGGAGCACGCCUUCUCGGUGAGGAAUACGGCGGACCUCGGCGACACAGCAGCAGUGAGGCAGGGCCGGGAGGAUCUAUGGCGGGCCGGGCUGGAACGCCUGGCGAGAGAGGUGAUGCAAGUGGAGAUGGAGGAGCCGGCUGAAGUGUGGAGGAGUAAUUUGGGGAGGCGAGACCUGAGCAACGAGACGAUCGCCUACGCCUGCGCCAAGGCCUACGUCGCCUCCAAGCUCAGGCGGGGGCUGUUAGAUUGUUAG